GGUAUUUUAAAUGUCUUCAUAACUUAAUUUGACAGAACAGAAAUAGUAAGAAUGGCAGCAGCAGCAAUGAGCUAAACCCUUAUAGAGAAAAAUCAGUUCGACAAAAAUGGCAACACUAACAUGCCACUGCUCAUCUCCUUCACUACCAAUUCCAAAACUCACCUCAAAUUCUUCACUUCCCUUUCUCCACAAAAUCCCAAAUCCACAAUUUUUUACUAAUAAAUAUUCUUCAAUUAAGUACCUAAACUGGACACAUAGUAGACCUUCCAUUAUUCUUCAAUGUUUACUUUCCGAAACCGAAGCCGAAACUGAAACUGAAGAGGAAGAUGAAGGAGAUGGGGCUACGUUGUUACCAGUGAAGAAGAAGAGAAGGAGGUACAGGAAGCAAUAUCCAGGUGAGAAAAAGGGUAUUACUGAAGAAAUGAGGUUUGUUGCUAUGAAAUUUCGUAGUUCCGAAGACAAGAAGAAAUCGGGGAAUAAUGAUGAAAUGGAAGAUAGUAAUGGGUAUGAAUCAGUUUCGUCGAACGAAGAUGAUACUGGUGGUGAAGAGAGUUGGGAGCCAAGUAUGGAAGGUUUUAUCAAGUAUCUUGUUGAUAGCAAGCUUGUUUUCAGCACAAUUGAGCGUAUCGUUGAUGAAUCUAGUGAUGUUUCUUAUGCCUACUUCAGAAGGACUGGUUUGGAGCGAGCAGAAUGCAUAUCAAAAGACCUAGAAUGGUUUAGCCUACAGGGUCACGUGAUUCCUGAACCGAGCGAUCCUGGAGUCACUUACGCCAAUUAUCUGGAGGAACUGGCAGAAAAGACUCCUCGUUUAUUUCUCAGCCACUUCUACAACAUAUAUUUCUCACACAUAGCAGGAGGUCAAGUCAUAGCCAAAAAGGCAUUUGAGAGACUCGUAGAGGAAAAAGAGUUGGAAUUCUACAAGUGGGAGGGGGAUGAAGAAAAGUUGUUGCAAAGCGUGCGUGAAAGUUUCAACAUGCUAGCUAAGCAUUGGUCUAGAAAUGACAAGACUAAGUGCCUGAGAGAAGUAACCAAGGCAUUCCGCUUUAUGGGGCAAAUUAUUCGGCUAAUCAUCCUGUAAAAGCCAUUCCAAUCCAAAGCCAAACUUGGUUUCUCAAUGCUGGGUCACGCGUGUUGUGCUCGUGAACAACUUGUGCAUAUUUGCACUGAACUGGAUAGAUCGACAACUGAGAGGAUUGUCAUCAGUCACGUUCAUCAAGCUGCAGCUGGGUGAAUAUUGUUGUAUGUAGAGGCAGGUGGCGUUACUCUUUUCUUUCCCUGGUCUUCUGGUUUUAACUUGCAGAGUCCUCGGGAGCAUUUGAAACUUGAAGGAGAGAUGUACUUCCGUAGAAUCUCUUUAUUUUCCUUUACAAGAGGCCCCCCUACGGGAGCUUGGUGGAAUGAAGAGAAGUGAGCCAAGAGUUGAUGUGUUUCAAGGAGCUGGAAAUCAAGUUCCUGGGGAUAACCAUUUUAGAGUCAUUAAUUUGCCAAAUGGAUAUUUGGGAUAUGAUACAAAGUUAAAUGAUAAUUGUGUUUCCCUCACACAUCUAAGUGUUCAUAUCGUCUCUGAGAAGGCAAUAUUAAAAGGUGUUGAUCUA
Capsicum annuum is the source of this 1595-nucleotide messenger RNA. Its product is annotated as probable inactive heme oxygenase 2, chloroplastic. NCBI's taxonomy places the organism in Eukaryota, Viridiplantae, Streptophyta, Magnoliopsida, Solanales, Solanaceae. Gene Ontology annotation, molecular function: heme oxygenase (decyclizing) activity. The record is from RefSeq and is a predicted model, not a curated record. The transcript has 5 exons. Gene Ontology annotation, biological process: heme oxidation; phytochromobilin biosynthetic process. Bases 107 to 1078 code for a protein of 323 amino acids.